CUUCAACGCGUGCGGAAGUUUGUAACGGUGUAGUUUCGUGCUCUCUCCCUCUUUAUCAUUUUCGUCGCUGGUGUUGAACGGUUUGCUUGGGCGAAAUCAAUUAAUUUGAAUCGAAGCAAAAUUUUCAUACUAUUGGGAAUGAUCUCGGUUUACUUUGAUACACAAUUUGGAUUAAGUGUUAUAUGUGUAGCAGGCGUUUACUUGUGAACAGCUUUAGUAUUUGAUCAAGUGGCGAACUGUUCUGGAAAUGGCUAGAUAUUUGAUGCAUAGUUGAAAAAAAAUUGGAGGAGAUCCGAAAUAGAAAAAAGUGCCUUUAUGUGAAGGUGAAAUCAAUCAGUCCAAAAAAUAUGUUGAUAAGUCAACAACCGUCGUGGUGCCUCAUAUUCAAAGUGAAAAAGUGAUUAUUUAACGGUUGGCUUGCUCUGUUUGCUGUCUGGAUGAAUACUGCAAAAUAUCCAUAUAAUAUAAGUGAAUAAUGCACAUGAUAUGGCGUACAUCCGUUGAUUAUCUAGUUUCCAGUUUGGUUUAGGAAAUAACAUCAGUCUAAUAGAAGUUUGCCGAAUGAAGUUUCAAACAUCAUGACAACCCCGUAAUGGAAAAGGAAAACGUUGUCAACGACUCACAGAAUUGUACAGUAGGAUUUCCCAUAGAGAAAUCUGCUUCAAUGACCAUUCUAUCACCCCAGGGAAAAACACACCAACAUCAUCUGCAAGCAUACCAGCCACCGAGGGUGGCGCAGCUGGAAACGCUGGAAGCAAAGAUGGCCAGCAUAGAAGUUUCACUGAGUACAGCCACACCACGACGGCGUAAGGGGACCUCGCUGGGUGGUGGUUCCCUAUCGGCUAGAUCGUCACCACGGCCGGAUGCAUCGACAGGUAGGGAACUGCGAUCAGCACUUCAGGACCGAGAAGCGGUUAUACAAAAUCUACGCUUGCAGUUGGGACUGGGCAAACUACCGCGGCCUGCUGGACCUGCUUUUGACGACGUAGAACGUCCGGUAGCUGAGCAAAGAUUAAUGAAACUGCGUUCUGAUGCAGAUAAUAAAAAAGUAGCAAUUCGAAAUCUGAAGGGAGCGCUAGAGAAGCUGGACAUUACAGAUAACAUCGACAUACGAAUACGACAAGCGGAACUGGAAUACGCGCUAGGCCGGGAAGAGUUACAGCUGCUUUCGUUAGUGGAGGAGGCACGUGCCCUUCACGCACGUUUAGAAAAAUCUAAACCAGAGUCCAACACAUUAUAUGGCACGCUACAGUCUGGAACAAAUCUUACCCUGCAUGCAGUCCAAGCAACUCCAGGUCGGUGGAAUGCUAGUAUGAAAACGGACUUUCCAGGUUUCUGGGUAGAUUGGGUGCUGGAAGGUGAAGGACUACAUAGGGGUGAUCGGAUACUAGAAGUAAAUGGAAAAAUAAUUUCUGGGAAAACUAGGGAGGAGUUACAAAAGAUUAUGAACACUGCUGAAAAGUGUGAAUUAGUUGUCCUGAGAAAGAAGUCUAUUCCUUUUUCACAACAGCAACUGCAACAGUCACAAGCAGAUAAUGUUCGUUUGCAGCACAGGAUAUCCUACCUGGAAGAGCAGGUUAAAGAGUUGCUAUCAUCGCGCGAUAAUAACACGGACAGCGGGAGCUCUCAAGCCAGCAUAAUAAACGGCAGCGGUGGAGCACAUGUCACGUCUAUUAGUAUCACCUCACCACCAUCAACACCUCCCGACAGUAAACCGCAAGUUUAUCAACGUGGUUCUUUUAUCACCACGAUAGUUGACGGUAAAGCUGCGCAGAAUCCAUCAAACCAAGAUACUCCAAAGACAAACCAUGGUCACGUAACUACGACCACAAUCAUCAAAGAAUGUGACAAGAUUAACGGUGAACUUACAAGUGGAAAUGUGCUGCGGCAUAAUCUAAGAAAUGCGAUAUCGUCUUCGAAAAUAUCAAUUAACGGUGAUAUGAACAACAGCACAGUUUUGUACUAUCAAAAGAAGGAACGCGAUAAACGAGAACGAGAGGCUCGUAGAUUAGAAAGGGAGAGAUAUUUGCAGCAGUAUGGUUCCAAACUACAAAGAAGUAGCAAUGAGUUAGAUAGUGAUCCCGAGAGACGACAUUCGCAUUAUCAUCGAAGCCAUGCUCGUAGUGCCGAAUAUUUAAACGUAACGUCGGAAAAACGGAAGCUUGCGAUUGCGAGUGAGUCGUCUAGUUCCCGGCGUGACAUGAGGAGUGUCAAAAGCCUCGAACUGGAAAGUGACAACAAUGAACAGUACGCUUCAGAACCGACAGGGCCAGUUAAAACUAGACCAGCACCACCAAAGAAACCACUUCGAUUAUCGUUACAACGAGCUCAAAGUCUCCAAACUGUCGAAGGGAUUUUGAUCGAUGCGGUAGCGGAUAAGAAACGUGGUAUGAAACGAUCCCAUCGGAGCGGUAAAUGGACCGACAUGUCGUCGCAGUACAUCGAAAACAAAAUUCCGCUACAGACGGCAUCGCUUGGCAGACAAAAAUAUAUUUAAGCCUAGAAGUUUGCCAUUUAGUAAACAAAUCGUUUUACGUACUGACAUCAUGUUCCAUCCAAUGACGGGCAAUUUUUACCUGUGUGCAUUAUUAAGAAAACCGCAAUCCAUGCAGUGUAUUUUUCACUAAUUCAUAAUAAAAAAUAUUUGGAAUAGCACAA
Molecule: messenger RNA, 2658 nt
Organism: Wyeomyia smithii (pitcher-plant mosquito)
Lineage: Eukaryota; Metazoa; Arthropoda; Insecta; Diptera; Culicidae
Gene: sprt
Exons: 6
Coding region: 593-2497 (634 amino acids)
Molecular function (GO): protein binding
Source: RefSeq, a predicted model, not a curated record